Molecule: messenger RNA, 1949 nt
Organism: Osmerus eperlanus (European smelt)
Lineage: Eukaryota; Metazoa; Chordata; Actinopteri; Osmeriformes; Osmeridae
Gene: eci1
Product: enoyl-CoA delta isomerase 1
Exons: 7
Coding region: 355-1266 (303 amino acids)
Biological process (GO): fatty acid beta-oxidation
Cellular component (GO): mitochondrion
Molecular function (GO): delta(3)-delta(2)-enoyl-CoA isomerase activity
Source: RefSeq, a predicted model, not a curated record
CAGGCAGCCCAAUGUCCCGUUUUAUGUCAAUACUUAAUUUAUAUUUCAGAACACCAGGGCAUGUUUACGCCUAAUGAAUGCACUUAAUAAAUAAGACACAGGAUCAAGAACAUAACAAAUCAAGACAAUUGUCGUUGUAUUAUUUACAUAAUAUUUGCAGAAUCGCAAAUUGGAUUGGAUAAAUAGGGUUUUUGUUGACCAUGACUACACAGAUCAUAUCCAAUCUUGUGCACGGAACCUAACUCUCCGCCUUCAUAGUUUAUCGCCUACCCCCACUGCGGAAGCUACAGUGGGGCCCCAGUCGUUCAAGAAGUUAUAGAACUGAAGUAGCCCUUGUCAACUGAACUGGUCAACAUGGCAAAUGCAUUGAGAAAUUCAUUCAAGUAUGGAUGUUCAGGUUUGUUGUCCCAGCUGUCUCUUCACUGUAGACAUGGGAGAGUAUGUGCCUCUCCAUAUGCAGCCGUCCAACAGAGGAACAAUUCCAGCUCUGCCAAGAUUAAAGUUGACCUGGAUGCAAGCACUGGUGUAGCAGUGAUGUGGAUGCAGAGUCCUCCGGUGAACAGUCUGAGUCUGGACUUCCUCACUGAGUUUGCCAUCAGUUUGGAAAAGCUGGAAAUGGACAGGAGCUGUAGAGGCCUUAUCAUUACUUCAACCCUUCCAAAGGUGUUCUCCGCCGGUCUGGACAUCAUGGAUAUGUAUGGGAAGAGUCCAGAACACUGUGGAGAGUUCUGGAAAGCUGUGCAGGAAAUGUGGUUAAAAGUCUAUGGAUCCAACAUGGUCACCAUAGCAGCCAUUAACGGCUCCAGUCCUGCGGGUGGCUGUCUCAUGUCCAUAGCCUGUGACUACAGGAUCAUGGCUGAUAACCCUCGUUAUUCCAUCGGGCUCAACGAGACCAAACUGGGCAUCGUAGCUCCCUUCUGGUUCAAGGACACCAUGGUGAACACAGUGGGCCACCGGACCACAGAGAUAGCCCUGGAGCUGGGUCUGCUAUACACCUCUCCCGAGGCCCUGAAGAUCGGCCUGGUCGACCAGCUGGUCCCUGAGGAGCAGGUCCUGACCACAGCCACAGAAACCAUGACCAAGUGGUUGGCCAUCCCAGAUCACGCCAGACAGAUCACCAAGUCUAUGAUGAGGAAACAGACCAUCGACAAGCUGCUGGCCAACAGGGAGGCCGACACGCACAACUUCGUCAGCUUCAUCACCAAGGACUCCAUCCAGAGGUCUCUGCGCAUGUACCUGGAGAUGCUGAAGAAGAGAAAGGCCUAAGACACACACACACACACUGACACGGUCACACGCAAUCGAUCCAAUGCUCUCUCUUUCCCCUUAUUUUUUUGUUUGGGACAGACGGUGAAGAAAGAAUGCAUUUGAUCAGAUGUGCCCUGUGCCUACUUGUAUAGCCAUAGUGUUCCUAACCUUCUGGUGCCCACUACAAAACUGUGAAAGUAAACCAGGGAGCAUCUUGGUAGUCUUGGCGACUAGCCUCCUGUCCUCAUACCCUUCCACCGCUGUUUAAUCUGAGAGAUUAACAAAGGAAACAAGCUGCUCACUGCUUCUGUCAUGCGACCUUAGACUAUUUAGACCCCCCCUCUCUCUCUCUUUCUACAAGCCAUUAACAAUGAGGGAUAUAAGUGCUCUUAAUAAACCCAAUGAGGAUGAUAUUCUGGAUUGCAUAUAACCAAUGGCAAGUUUGUGACUUGGUUAUGGCUUCCCAUUUGGACAUUGUUGUUCUUCCUCCCGUUGUGUGUCAGUUUGUUUCCUCCCAUCACAACUUUGUAGCUUUUUUUGUUAAAACACAGCGCUCUAAAAUUGUUGAGCGAUAAAAAUGUUACUGUCAUCACAUUCUUACCUUUAUCUUGUGAAGGUUAUGUUGUUCAUGAUUUUAUUUUUGUCUUAUCAGUGUAUAUGUACUUUUGGGUUGAAAAUAAACAUCUGAAAAUUGACAUGGA